AUGCAGACUCCAGUGAGGUUUUCGAGCUGCAGAGGUGUGGCUUUCGAGAUCAAACCUCAUGCAGACCCAUUUGCGGUUGCUAAUCUAACUCAAAAUGAUCCUCAUGGCAGCAGCAAAAAAUCUUGGUUUCCUUGGUACCUAGGGAGCUCAUCUAAGGUGUUUCCUAAUUCUUCUUCCAUGCAAAGGUCUGUGAGCCGAGCGAGCAGUCACUUCUGUGACCUUGAUCUCGAUGAAGAUGACGAAGAUGAAAAUGAAGAUGAUAUCAUAUUUGAAAGUUUAGAAGAGGGACAGGACGAGGAGAAAGAUGAUAAGCCAGUUUUACCAUCCGCAAGCAAACGUGAGCAAAUCCCAAAGCCAGCUCGCAAGCAAGAAUCAAGAUUAUCAGUUAUUUUGCUUGACCAAGGGUUGUUCACUGUAUACAAAAGACUCUUUGUGGUCUGCUUCACCCUCAACAUCAUUGGCUUGGUGCUUGCUGCCGCUGGACACUUUCCAUACGCGAGAAAUAGAGCUGCCCUUUUCUCCAUUGCCAACAUUCUUUCUUUGACACUCUGCAGAAGCGAGGCUUUCCUGCGAGUAGUCUUUUGGCUUGCUGUCAAAGUGCUGGGAAAGUCUUGGGUACCUCUUCCAAUCAAGACUGCUACCACUUCCCUUCUCCAAAGCCUUGGUGGGAUACACAGUAGCUGCGGCAUUUCUUCUGUUGCAUGGCUUAUAUAUGCCUUAAUUCUUACACUCAAAGAUAGAGAGAACACUUCCCCUGAGAUCAUCGGCGUCUCCUCUACUAUUCUUUCCCUCCUCUGCCUCACAUGUUUGGUUUGGGCCUUUAUCGUCCUUACAAUCUCCUAUGAUCCAGUAACGAAAUCCUACUCAAAAGAACUUGGUUCAAGAUUGGUCCAACGACAAGAGUUCUGGUUCACAAUAGCCAUCACCAUCCUAAUUAUCACCCCAUGGUUGACAGUCAGACGUGUGCCUGUCAACAUCUCAGCUCCUUCAGGCCAUGCAUCCAUUAUCAAGUUCGAAGGCGGAAUAAAAUCCGGCAUAUUAGGCAGAAUCAGUCCUUCCCCGUUAUUGGAAUGGCAUGCUUUCGGCAUCAUUUCCGAUGGAAAAACUGAGCACAUGAUGCUUGCUGGUGCAGUUGGGGAUUUCACCAAAUCCUUGGUCUCGAACCCACCAACCCAUUUGUGGGUUCGAACAGUGCACUUCGCCGGCUUGCCUUACCUAGUCAACAUGUAUAACAGGGUUUUGGUUGUGGCAACAGGUUCGGGGAUCUGCGUGUUUUUGUCGUUCCUGUGCAAAGAAAUAAAAGAAAUGAUGAACGGCCACCCUAAAGAGAAGGUGAUUGUCCACGACACUGCCGUUUUAGGCCGUCCGAACGUGUCGCAGAUGAGUGUGGACACUGCUAAGAGAUGGCGAGCUGAAGUGGUCAUUGUAACAAGCAAUCCAGAAGGAAGCAGAGAUGUUGUCAACGCUUGCAAGGCUGCCGGUAUUCCAGCGUUCGGUCCCAUUUGGGACUCAUAAAUUCCACGUACAACCCAUCGCUAUGCAGAGUCAUUUAUGUU
Gossypium raimondii (Peruvian cotton) is the source of this 1556-nucleotide messenger RNA. RefSeq lists its product as hypothetical. The transcript has 3 exons. NCBI's taxonomy places the organism in Eukaryota, Viridiplantae, Streptophyta, Magnoliopsida, Malvales, Malvaceae. The record is from RefSeq and is a predicted model, not a curated record. The coding region runs from base 1 to 1515 and encodes 504 amino acids.